Messenger RNA from Drosophila montana, 2985 nucleotides. RefSeq lists its product as uncharacterized. The transcript has 3 exons. Lineage: Eukaryota; Metazoa; Arthropoda; Insecta; Diptera; Drosophilidae. Bases 1164 to 2429 code for a protein of 421 amino acids. The record is from RefSeq and is a predicted model, not a curated record.
UCACAAGCUAACGAGUAGUUUCAUUUGUUUAUACUCGAAAAGUAGUGGUCGGUUGUCGGUAAAGUGUUGGAUGCGUACAGCCCUGCUUUUUGGCCGCUUCAAGAAAGUGAAAGUGAAAGUUAAAAGAACAACUACAAAUUAUGUAAAAAGCACAAUAUAACAGUUUGCAUGCACAAAUAAGUGAGUGUGAAAUUACGCGUGCUUCAAGGUUUUCCGUUGUAUGGAGGCUGCACCGGCAAUGCAGCUGCACCUAACGAAUUAAAAUCAACAACAAAAAGCGCCAAAGCGAAUCGGCGGCAACGCUUUAAAUUGAAAAUUGUCGGCGCCUUUUGCUAAGCGCCACUUACAUCGUAUGUUGAAACAAUCGAGCUCAAUCACUUGAAAACAACAUCAUUCGCCUUACACACCAAAGGAAUAGGUUGUCUAUUCAUUAAACGCUCGCCUUGCGGCUCUGCUUUGGCUGUGCGCCAUAAAAUCAACCCACAAAGGUGAAGGCACACACACACAUAUGCAUAUCUCUCUGCUGUGUGAGUGCAUACACUGAUGUGCGGAAGUCGGCGAACACAAAAGAAAAGAGUACUUAAUAUCUAUCAACAUGUUAACUGUUCACCGAUUAUAUAAUACACAUAAAUGCAAUACAAACCAUAUAAAAAUAUACCAAUAAUGCGCUGUGCGGCCACUGACUGCUUGCAGCGACUGUUCAAUUAAACACUGCAUUUGGUUAUCCGCAUUUAAUGUUGUUUUGUUAUAGUUCAGUGCAUGCAUUGCAUAUAUUUGAUUGAAAAACAACAACAACAAACUAUAAAUAAAUAAAAAGUGCAUUUUAUUGACUGCAAAGAAUAUUAAUUUUGUUGACCUUCACGAAACAAUAUUAUUUUAUUUAAUUUAAUUUAACGCUUGGCAACAUAUUAAACAGGAAAAAAAAAACAAUGUGAAGAAGCCAAGCUAAAAUAAAUAAUUGAAAUUUGUAAUGCAAAAAAAAAAACUAUCCGUCAAACUUUAAAAUGGUUUUCACGCGUUUCCCGUUAUUUCAAUCCAUUGAAACUUGAUUUAUCUCUGCCGUUAACUUUGCGGCUAUCAGACUGGAGGCCUCACUCACACUGAAGCGCAUUUUUGCCCGCAAAAUUGCCUAUAAAUCGAAAUCGAAAUCUACUCUAGCGGCCAUGCGAACUAAACAUUUAAUAUUGAUACUAAUCGGAGUGAUAAUCGCAACGCUCGUAUUUAUUGUGUUUGGACCCGCUGGCGAACCGAACGAUUCCUUCAAGCACAUUGUCGUGCAGACGCAUCAGCAGUUCAAAGAGUUUCAGAACUUACGCGUUGGCCUGGAACGCAAGAAACUCGAGCUAGAGCCAAAGUAUUUGGCGCUAUUGGGAUUCACGUCGCCGCUAAGCACAAAGGAUGAUGCCUCCCAGCAGCCGCAAUAUGCGGUCCACCAGCAACAGACAGACACGCCCGUCACGGCGAAAAGGGCGGCGCAGGAGAUCGGCGAGGCGCAGCAGCUGGCAGCGGUAGCGUCGCAUUCCCAGGGACAGGAGCUACUGAUCCAGCAGCAGAAGAAGAGUCAGCGGAAACGCAUUACGACGCCGUACAACGGCACCAAGGCCAACUUUACCAUAGUCACCUAUGUGCAGGAGGGACAGGUGUCGUCGGCCAUAUUGUUGGCCCAAAACAUUGCGGCCAAGCUGCCCAGCGAGUCGCUGCUCAUCUACGAUCUGGGCGUGUCCGAGGAGCAGCUGCGCUCCCUGAACGCCAACUGCAACAGCAGCCGAUGCGCUGUCAUCACCUACGAUCUGACGGAGUUUCCGUCGUUCGUCAACGAUCAGCGAACGCACGCAUAUCGGCCCAUUGUGAUAAAGGAUGCUUUGAUGAGGGCCAAAUCGGUGCUCUUUACCGAAAACUAUAUGCGCAUACGCGGCGGCAACUAUCGGGAGCUGCAGGAUCUGCAGAGUCGAGCCUUGGUCGCCGGCGUCUUGGGCUGGAAUACACCAACAGCCGUCUCAUCGCGCACACAUCCAAAGAUGUUCGACUAUUUUGAAUCGGACGCGGAGGAUUUUAUAUUUUUGCGUAUGGUUGAUCUCGAUGCGGUCUUCUUUGCGGACACACUCUUUGUCACGGACAAGAUAAUGCUGCCGUGGCUAAAAUGUGCCCUCACCAUGGAAUGCAUCGAUCCAAUUGGUGCCCAAUCGAAUGGCUGCAAGUUUAACAAGAAACCACUUUAUCGGUAUUCUGGCUGUCAUGGCUAUGAUGCGUCUGCUUUCAACAUUGUCCUGGGCCUGACAUGGCAUCUGGACGACUCGAAAUACUCGCUGCCGAGCGAUGCGAGGGACAACAUGUUCUACAAGGAGACGCUAGAGCAGGCGACCAAAAUAUUGGAGAGUCGCAGACGCAACAGCAGCGACACAUCGGAUCAUCCGUUCACGGAGGACUGAGUCUUUGAUAUACAUCUAACCGAUUCCUUAUUUGUAUAUACACACACACUCAGGAGCCGCUGGAUCAAACUGCAGAUAAUAGCCUUUAUUAUUUAGACAAAACAAACAUUACAUUUACACAUACUUACGGUCAUCAUAUCGAGAGAAGUUCGUUGUAUUUACAGUGAUUUCAGCAUAGAUUAGUUACAUACAUAGAUCAAAUUUAUACAUACAUAAUGCUAUACUCUGUAUAGGCAGAGGAGCAGCAGAGCAGCAGCAGCUUCUGUCCAGUAAAUACGCCUUAGUUACUUAUUUGUGUUAUACUGAAUAUUUGUUUUAUAAUGAUACUCUGCCUAACUUAAAUACGAUUAUUUAUGUAAAUAAUUAAAAGGAAUUACAUACGGUUUGUUGUGAUUGUAUUUGAUAGUUACACACAUAUUCAUACAUAAUCAAUACAAAUAACUAAAUAUAUAAUAACAUACAUAUUAAAUGUACUAUAAAAAACAAAAUGAGCCAAAAACGUUAGCUUAAUAAAGGACAAAGUACAACAAAAAUAAUGCACCCAGUGUCUGUUUUU